AUCUCACUCCCAAAAAUAAGAAAAAAAGACACAAAUACACUAAGCUACAUGGCGAAUACAAGAAUGAAUAAUUCUCAACUAAGGUUACUUUUAGUUACCGUUACCAUCGUGACACUACUACACACAACGGCGACAACAACUAUGCAUGAUUUGCAUUAUUCUUCAAGUAUGAUGACAUUAAAAAGGGCUUUUCCACCAAAUCAUUUAAUUGAACUGAGACAACUCAGAGCUCGUGACGAGCUCAGACAUGGUAGAAAGUUACAAGACACUAAUAAUAGUGUCAUUAACUUUCCAGUUGGAGGAACAUUCAACCCAAGCCAAGUAGGGCUUUAUUAUGCAGAAAUAAAAUUGGGUUCUCCUCCACAAAAAUACCAUGUGCAAAUUGACACAGGAAGUGAUGUUCUUUGGCUCUACGGUUUUCCAUGUAUUGGUUGCCCACUAUUUACAAGCUUAAAUAUUGAGUUGAAUUCUUAUGAUCCAAAGAGUUCGAAUACAUCUUCAUCGAUAUUAUGUUCAAACCAAAUGUGUAAAGAUGGAGUUGGAGUAGAAGAAUCUCUUUGUUCUUUCCACUCUAAUCGAUGUAUUUACACGUUCACUUAUGGAGAUGGAAGCACAACGACAGGGUUUUAUGUUUCAGAUUUGUUGUCGUUUGACACAAUCGAUGGUUCUUCUCAUACUAACUCUUCUGCCUCUGUUGUCUUUGGGUGUAGCAAGAUUGCAAGUGGAGAAUUGAGCAGAACAGAAAGUGCAGUAGAUGGGAUUUUUGGGUUAGGUCAAAAUAAAUUGUCAGUGAUUUCUCAACUAUCCUCACAAGGAAUUUCACCAAAGAUUUUUUCACAUUGUUUGAAAGGAGAUGAUAAUGGUGGUGGUACAUUACUUUUUGGUGAUGUUCAACAUCCAAAUAUGGUUUAUACUCCAAUUGUUCCAUCAAAGCUUCAUUAUAACAUAAACCUUGUGAAUAUAUCUGUUAAUGGAAAAGAAUUAAUGGGCAUUGAUUCAAAAGAGUAUUCAUUAUUAUCAACCACUAAUGACACAGUAGUUGAUUCUGGAACAACUCUUGCUUAUCUUCCAAAACAUCUUUACAAGUCUUUUAUCAUGGCUGUUGAUGAAGUUGCUUUAAAUAAUGCAAGUUUAGCUCAUACAUAUGAAUAUCAUUGUUAUUCUGUUGAUUCCAGCAUGAUAAAUAGUACAUUUCCAGAAGUGAUUUUCAACUUUUCUGGUGGUGCAUCUCUAGUUCUUAAACCUAAAGACUAUCUCUUACAACAAAAUUCAACUGAUGGUGAUAAAUUAUGGUGCAUGGGAUUUAUGGAGAAUAAGGAUACAACAAUACUAGGAGAUCUUGUUCUAAAAGACAAACUUGUGGUCUAUGAUUUGGCUAAUCAAAGAAUAGGAUGGACUGAUUAUAAUUGUUCAUUGCCAGUUAAUGUUUCAACAAAUAGUAGUGAAUUAGUGAAAGAAGAGGCCCCAAACAGCAAUAAUACAUUUAAGAAGGAGCCUUCAAAAAUUAUUAUACUAAUAACCAUACUUAUAAUUACUUUUUUGUACAUAUAGCAAUAUUUAUUAAUAUUUAGUUUUAUAUGUUUUACCAAAUAAAAUAAUGCAUGCUAUAGUA
Messenger RNA from Cannabis sativa, 1612 nucleotides. Its product is annotated as aspartic proteinase 36. Gene Ontology annotation, molecular function: aspartic-type endopeptidase activity. The record is from RefSeq and is a predicted model, not a curated record. Lineage: Eukaryota; Viridiplantae; Streptophyta; Magnoliopsida; Rosales; Cannabaceae. Bases 49 to 1551 code for a protein of 500 amino acids. Gene Ontology annotation, biological process: proteolysis. The transcript is spliced from 10 exons.